Pieris napi is the source of this 4015-nucleotide messenger RNA. Its product is annotated as sodium-dependent neutral amino acid transporter B(0)AT3. Lineage: Eukaryota; Metazoa; Arthropoda; Insecta; Lepidoptera; Pieridae. The record is from RefSeq and is a predicted model, not a curated record. Gene Ontology annotation, cellular component: membrane. The transcript has 5 exons. The coding region runs from base 261 to 2426 and encodes 721 amino acids. Gene Ontology annotation, biological process: sodium ion transmembrane transport.
GACAAACGGCACAUCCUAUCGUCAGCACUCGCGAAAAAUAAAUCAAUAAUUAGCAAAAAUAGUUAUAAGCCAUGAAACGUUGUAGUGGAAAAGCAUAGUGUUAGAAGGUAUUUAACCAAAAAUGAUUCGAUCGAUAGAGUUACGAAAGUUCAUUCACUUUGUAGUAAGCGCCGUCGUGUUCGUGUCUCUUAUAAUGUGCCAUGACGAUGAUGAGAUUGAGGUAGCCUGAAUCAAAACACUAUCCAACUAAAAUAGUUAAAAUGGCGAACACAGCACAAUUAAUCCGCCGUCAAAGCUCAAGGGACUUGUACGCCCAACGCUCCUUGGAACGGAUGGAAAUGAAAGAACUGCGUGGUCGACUUGUUACUUUAGAAAAUGGACACUCGCAUAGACCUAAGGUUAUGUAUGGCGCGACUAACCAGGCGUUUGAAGACACCAGCCCCAGGCAGUCUUCCGAAACACCAAGUAAGGAAAGCUCUGUAGAAGAACGGGGUGGUUUUAAACCAGAAAAUGGAGAAGUUGAAAGAGAAUCGUGGGACAGCAAGUUGACGUUUCUGUUAGCUACGGUCGGUUAUGCAGUGGGUUUGGGUAACGUGUGGAGGUUUCCAUAUCUCGCGCAGAAGAAUGGGGGUGGCGCAUUUCUGAUACCAUACUUCGUGAUGCUGGCGAUUGAGGGCAUACCAAUAUUUUAUUUAGAACUGGCUAUUGGGCAACGUUUGCGAAAGGGAGCCAUUGGAGUCUGGCACCAAGUAUCUCCCUAUUUAGGUGGAAUUGGAAUAAGUUCUGCAGUGGUUUCCUUCAACGUAGCGUUAUAUUACAACUCGAUAAUAGCAUGGUGCUUAUUCUACUUCGCUCAGAGUUUCCAAGCUGAGUUACCAUGGUCGGAGUGUCCGAAAAAAUAUUUUAACAAUGGAUCAUAUACCGCAGAGCCUGAAUGUGCUGUAAGCAGUCCCACUCAAUAUUUUUGGUACCGAACAACUUUACAAAUAUCAGAGGAUAUUAACUAUCCAGAAACAUUCAAUUACAAGAUAGCUUUAGCCCUUAUCGUAGCCUGGAUCCUUGUGUAUAUGUGUAUGAUUAAAGGGAUUGCGUCUUCCGGAAAAGUUGUAUAUGUCACCGCUACUUUUCCGUAUAUCGUGUUAGUAAUAUUCUUCUUCAGAGGAAUAACUUUAAAAGGAAUGGGCGACGGUCUGAUCCACUUGUUUACUCCAAAGUGGCAGAGGAUUUUGGACCCUGUUGUGUGGCUUGAAGCAGGGACACAAAUCUUCUUUUCCCUUGGCUUAGCGUUUGGCGGUCUGAUUGCUUUUAGCUCAUACAAUCCAGUUGACAAUAAUUGUUAUAGGGACGCAAUAAUGGUCUCUAUGACUAACUGUUUAACGUCAAUGUUCGCCGGAAUCGUUGUUUUCUCGAUUAUUGGCUUCAAAGCAACUAUGGUAUAUGAGAAAUGCUUGAGCGAUAGAAAUCAGACGCUUUUAGAGAUGUUCGGAUCUGGAUAUAGGGAUAUGGUGUUUCCGGAGGCGGGACAAAAUAUUACCGUUGGAUUAAAUGGAAGUUUGACUCGUUUAAUAAUGCCGCAUUUACCUGAGUGCGAUUUACAAAAGGAAUUGGAUAAUACAGCAUCUGGUACGGGCCUAGCAUUCAUAAUAUUUACAGAAGCAAUCAAUCAAUUCCCGGGCGCGCAAUUUUGGUCCGUACUGUUUUUCUUAAUGCUGUUCACAUUGGGAAUCGACUCACAAUUCGGGACCUUAGAAGGAGUGGUCACAUCGAUUGUUGAUAUGAAACUAUUUCCGAAUCUAAGAAAGGAAUAUUUGACGGGUGGAAUUUGCUUGUUAUGUUGUCUAUUAUCUAUGGGAUUCGCGCAUGGAGCUGGAAGUUAUAUAUUUCUGCUUUUCGAUAUGUAUAGCGGAAACUUUCCAUUGUUGAUCAUUGCGCUGUUUGAAUGUAUUGGGAUCUCGUAUGUCUAUGGAGUGAAUAGAUUUGCAGACGACAUAGAAGCAAUGACAGGCCAACGCCCUGGAAUCUAUUGGCUAAUAUGUUGGAAGUACCUUUCACCACUGGCCAUGAUAUCUAUCCUGAUAUCCUCAUUUGCGGAGCUGGCUGUGGAAGGCUCAGGAUACGACGCCUGGAUCAGUUCUGAAGGAGACACAGUAAGAAAGCCCUGGCCGGUGUGGGCCAUACUUCUGGUAUUGGUUCUCGUUUUGGCUUCUGUCCUGUGGAUACCAGGAUUAGCUAUUUGCAGGUACUUCGGCAUCCAAGUGAUUGAUGACGAGGAACGCGCCUGGUUUCCCGCAGAGGACCUUCGCGUUUUCCACGGCAUAGAACCGCACCCCGUAACUUCUCUGCAGACAAUACUCUUUUGUACCAGGCCCGAUGGCACUGAAGGUUGCUGCUGGCCUGGAUGCUGCGAAACUGAUGAUGAGGAAUAGCAUAUCAGUAACAGAAGAUAGGCUUGUAUAUCUUGUUUCUUGCGUACAAAAUAACAUACAAUACAAUACAAUUUGACAAUAAUCAAGUAUUGAUAAUACAAAUUUUUGGAUGUUACCUUUAUUUAAGUAGUAAUUAUAAUGACUUACUGUUAUGCAUAUGUCGCAGCCAACUAGCUUAAUUAGCCGUUCAAUCAACAGCCUAGACGCUUUAAUAAAAAGCGCCGAUAAACGGCCUGUAUGAUUUCCAGCCGUAGGAUUUGUAAUGUAACAUUAAACAAAACUGGCUGGCUAAUGCUUAGGCCUUGUGGGUGACCAUGUGACAUAAUAAAAAACAUCUGACGAAAAGAAAUAUUUAUUUAAGACGAUUAUUUUUGGAAUUAUUGUUUGAAAUCAUGAGCGACGCCAAAUUUACAAAAAGUGGAACUAAAUAUAAACAGGCUAGGCAAUUAAUUAAACGUCACUUUCUUUCAUUAUUUGCCUAGCUGUAUCAAAUUAGGUACUGAAAUCUGAAUAACAUUCAGGCCGCUUGUAAAACGGCGCUGUAUAAGAGAGCGACUAGGUUGCUGAUUGGAAGGCUAAUUAAGCUAGUUGGCUGCGACAUAUACACAAUUCGCUUGAAUGAAAUAUAACGUAAAAGAAGACGCACAAGUUACAGUAGUUUUCAACUAUUCAAAGUAAUUAAUGAGAAGAUGUCAUGAUAUAAAUGUGUUUUUCUUUCGAAUACACAUAUCAAAAUAUCUAUGCGCAAAUAAUUUGUUCUAUAUGUUUUUUUUUAUAAUAUUUAUAUUCACUGAAAUAAUUUCGACACGUAUCGUAACAAUUUACGAUUUAUUAACCUAAACAAAACUUUUGCAUUAAUAUUUUCUUGUAAUUUAUAACUUUUUGAAGCUUUUUUUGAUAUUUCCAUAUUUACAAUUGUUUAAAUCAUCGUUGAAUGAACAUUAUAUGACAAUAAUGAAAAUAUUUUUAUCGUUAAGACAAUAAUACGAAAUAUAUGACAAUAGUAGUUACCUAUAAAGUAUUCUAUUUAUUUCCUUUUAAGCAUAGAUUUUAAGAUUAAAGCUAAAUUUUAAGUCAAGUUUCGAUAACCAAAUAUUAAAUGACACUUCACGACUCUUUGGGUAAGAUCCAGCUGUCAUGAUCGCAUGUGUCAAAUCCAUUACGUUUUUGACAUACAGGAGGCAUACUUACGCUAAGUCUCGAUUCUGAAUCUUACCCAUUGAAUUUAGAAUAGGAAUUGUUCUAUUUGUAGAACUUUAGCAUAGUCGCCAUUCGGGCUUAGUCCUAUAUAUCCAUCCGUAGAUGGAAUAUUGUAUAUGUUAAUGUGGUACACCCACACUGAAAUCAGUCUUGAUAGAUAAGAUUUUUUUUUUGUCCAUAGAGUAUUGUAUCUACGAAUCAAGUGGAGUACAUACUCGUGUCUUUAUUAUCUAAAAGUCUUAAGUAUAUCAUUAAUAAACAACGUUAUGCUCAGCUCAUAUCCAUUACGGCCGAGCUACGCUCGCCAAAACAGCUGAGCUGUAAAGGCCUUAAAGCCAACAGCGAAUUUCUAUUUCAAAAAACGACGGGUUGCACUCCCGGAGUGCCGG